CUCCAGCUCCGAGGGCACGAGGACCAACCAUGAAGGCUUUUCUGGUGGCCCUGCUGGCUGCAGUCCUGUGUGCCCAACAAGCUUCCUCCCUGUUUUGCUACAUCUGUGACAAUGAACAUUCCAACUGGAACUGCAUGAAAACCUACAAGUGUGAGGACCAUGAGAAAUACUGCACAACCACGUACAGCACUGUUGGAUUGGGCAAGGACGUGGGGCACCGCAUCACCAAGAAAUGCUCUGCGGACUGUCCCGAGACCAACGUGGAUUUCGGGAUGGCCGCGUACUCCACCAAGUGCUGCAAAACCUCCCUGUGCAACUUCAGCGGCGCCAACAGCAUCCGGAUCAACUACGCCGUGGUCCUGCUGGGAAUCCUGGGAAGCUUGAUCUGUGUGCUCAGGGUGGGAUUGUGAUCAGGCCUGGCAGGAGAUUGUGACCACCCGAGGACCCACGAGGAAUUCCCCAAGUGAGAAACCUCAAGCCGAAGGUUUCCAGCAGCGACCCUGUCGUAUUCCAAGACGUUGCUUCAGAUCCCAACAUGACACCUAUUUUUCCCCCCCCCCUGUCGUUUUAUACUAAUUUUUCCCCUGGAAAAGCUGUUUUGAUAGCACGUGUGUGAUAAUUGUCAGACAAAAUAAAGAUUUGUGUUAUUCUA
Melospiza georgiana is the source of this 652-nucleotide messenger RNA. Its product is annotated as lymphocyte antigen 6E-like. The transcript has 3 exons. Gene Ontology annotation, molecular function: acetylcholine receptor inhibitor activity. Bases 30 to 410 code for a protein of 126 amino acids. The record is from RefSeq and is a predicted model, not a curated record. NCBI's taxonomy places the organism in Eukaryota, Metazoa, Chordata, Aves, Passeriformes, Passerellidae.